AUGGCGGCGCUGUCAAGGGGUCUCCAAGGGGCAGCCGCACCCCAGGCGCUCUCCCUGGAGCGGCGGAGCCCUCAGGGGCCCUGCCAAGGGCUGUGGCGCCCUCGGGGCUCUUCCAGUGGCGGUGGCGACCCCAUGGGCCCUCCCAAAAGCGGCGGCGCUACCAGGGGUUCUCCCGGGGGCGUUGGUGCUUCUAGGGGCCUUCCCAGUGGCUCUCCCAAGGGCGGUGAUGUCCCCAGGACCCUCUCAGAUGCUGAGACUUCCCCAGGGGACCUCACAGGAGUUCUAAAUAGUGCAAGAACAACUGCCCCCAAGGGACCUCCAAGGGGCAAUGGCGCCACCAAGGCACCUUCCAGGGGGUCCUCCCAGGGGCAUCUGCAACCCCAGGAGCCCUACAAGGAGCAUGUAGCGCCCCCAGGGGCCCUCCCAGUGGCAGCGGUGCCCCCAGGGUACCUCCCAUGGGCAGUUGCGCCACAAGGUUCCCUCCAAGGGGCUGUGGCGCCCCUAGGGGCCCUGCCAGGUGCCUUGGAGCCCACAAGGAACCUUCCAGGGGCGGUGGAACUCCCAGGGGCCCUCUCAAGGUCGGUGGCGCCCACAGAGGAUUUCCUAGGGGACCUCCCAAUUGCGGCGGUGCUCCCAGGGGACCUCCCAGGGGCAGUGGCACCCCCAAGGGAUCUCACAGGAUGCCAUCCCCCGGGCAUCGAUAUCACCAGGGGCCCUCCCAGGAAAGGUGGUGACCCCAGGAUCUUUCCAAGGGGUGGUAUUGCCCCCAGGGGACUUUCCAGGGGCGGUGGCAGCCCCAGGGGCCCUCCCAGGAACGGCAGGGGACUUCCUAGGGGGCCUCCUUAG
Messenger RNA from Homarus americanus (American lobster), 846 nucleotides. Its product is annotated as basic salivary proline-rich protein 1-like. The record is from RefSeq and is a predicted model, not a curated record. Lineage: Eukaryota; Metazoa; Arthropoda; Malacostraca; Decapoda; Nephropidae. The transcript is spliced from 4 exons. The coding region runs from base 1 to 846 and encodes 281 amino acids.